This is a messenger RNA of Apus apus (common swift), 3966 nucleotides long. It is a transcript of the gene CSTF1, whose product is annotated as cleavage stimulation factor subunit 1. Gene Ontology annotation, biological process: mRNA 3'-end processing. Gene Ontology annotation, cellular component: mRNA cleavage stimulating factor complex. The transcript is spliced from 8 exons. Gene Ontology annotation, molecular function: protein binding; RNA binding. The coding region runs from base 924 to 2636 and encodes 570 amino acids. The record is from RefSeq and is a predicted model, not a curated record. NCBI's taxonomy places the organism in Eukaryota, Metazoa, Chordata, Aves, Apodiformes, Apodidae.
CCGUGUCCGCGCCGCUGGCUCCGCCCGUACUCCAACUGCGUGAUCGGCGCCCGCUCGCACUUCGCUCCGCAAAGUCUGCCCGCCCGGGUCUUCCGUUACGCAAAUCGCGUACGCCCAGACCACCCACCUGUGGCAACGCUACAAGUCCCGUCCCUUCCUCGCAGCCACCCAGGCCUCGGAGCGUGCCGGCGGCGGGGGGCAGGGCGCCAGGUCAGUCCCGCAUCCUGCGAGGCACCAGCCUCUUCCCUCUUCCCCUCCACACACGCACCCGUCGCCCCGAGCCGAGGGAGGAGCGGUGCUGCCACCUCGCGUGGAGCCGAGCGCGAGUGGGGCCGGGGCCAUUGUGUCCAGCGGGUGAGGUAGGUGCCCCGGCGGGCAGCUCGCAGCCCCGAGGAGCGGGAGGACGGGUGGAGGGGUGAAGCAGGCCUCUGCCUCGCACUCACCCGGCCGGGCAGCCCAGGGCAGCGCUCCACGUGCCGCCAGCUCUUGAGGACACGCGCGGAGGGGACGCCCAGCCCGGCGCAGCGCAGGCUGCCCGCAGACAGCGAGCCCCGCGCCCCUCCGCCGGCCCCCGUGCCCCGCAGCGCUGCCCCGCAGCCCCCGGCAGCUUGCAGAGCCGCCCGGCUUCUGGAGGAGACGCCGGAGCGGACAGUCCGCGAGCGCAGUUUGUGAGUAGCGACGUGAACAGGAGCGUGAGGCUGUUGAGGUGUCUCGGCUGCCUGAGGGCUCCUGCUCACACCUGUGCGGGGCCUGGGCCGCGGAGGGACAAGCGGCGGCCGAAGCCAGGUUCAGUACUGCGGGCCUCUGAAGAACCGUGAUCGAACGCAACUUUUAACUGUCGCUGCGGUGCGGAAAACAAGCGCGAAGGAGACCCUGGUGUGUGUGUUGGUGUUUACAAGUGGUACAGGAUAGGUAAAAAGAAGAUGUCAGGUCGUCGUGUCGCUGCUGCAUGUGAUAGACGUCAGCUGCCACGGGGCAUGGGGAGCAUGGCAUCCCCCCUUCUUGACCCGCGUCCGCUUCGGCUGCCGUUUCUUGAGGCUGACAGUCGCCUCCAAUCGAUCUGCGGGCGCUCGAUGCAGCAGCCCUCGCGGAGGAGCAUUCUGCGGUCCCGGCCGCCGCCGCCGCCUCCUCCCCUGCCGCCGCCGCCCAUCGAUGCGCUCAGGGCUCCGGUCGCCAUUUUAGGGGGCGAGCGAGGGAGGCAGAAGGAAGGCACGGCCCCUCCAAGGCAUUCCUUGCUCACAAUGUAUAGAACAAAAGUCAGUUUGAAAGACCGUCAGCAACUUUAUAAACUGAUAAUUAGUCAGCUGCUGUAUGAUGGAUACAUAAAUAUUGCCAAUGGCUUGAUAAAUGAGAUAAAACCACAAUCAGUCUGUGCACCAUCUGAACAACUGCUGCACCUAAUUAAGUUAGGAAUGGAGAACGAUGACAGUGCUGUUCAAUAUGCAAUUGGACGGUCAGAUACGGUAGCUCCAGGCACAGGAAUUGACUUGGAAUUUGAUGCAGAUGUACAGACCAUGUCUCCUGAGGCUUCUGAAUAUGAGACUUGUUAUGUCACAUCUCAUAAAGGACCGUGUCGUGUAGCUACGUACAGCAGAGAUGGACAGUUAAUAGCUACAGGAUCUGCUGAUGCCUCAAUAAAAAUUCUUGAUACAGAGAGAAUGUUGGCCAAAAGUGCUAUGCCCAUUGAGGUCAUGAUGAAUGAGACAGCACAGCAAAAUAUGGAAAAUCACCCUGUUAUUCGGACUCUGUAUGAUCAUGUGGAUGAAGUUACGUGCUUAGCUUUUCAUCCAACAGAACAGAUCCUAGCAUCUGGUUCAAGGGACUACACACUUAAAUUGUUUGAUUAUUCAAAACCUUCUGCCAAAAGAGCCUUCAAAUAUAUACAGGAAGCAGAGAUGUUGCGCUCCAUUUCUUUUCACCCUUCUGGAGAUUUCAUACUUGUUGGCACCCAGCACCCUACUUUACGACUCUAUGAUAUCAAUACUUUCCAGUGUUUUGUGUCUUGCAACCCUCAAGACCAGCACACUGAUGCCAUCUGCUCAGUCAAUUACAACGCCAGUGCAAACAUGUAUGUGACAGGAAGUAAGGAUGGCUGCAUCAAACUGUGGGAUGGUGUUUCAAAUCGCUGCAUCACUACUUUUGAGAAGGCACAUGAUGGAGCUGAAGUCUGUUCUGCUAUUUUCUCCAAAAAUUCAAAGUAUAUCUUGUCAAGUGGAAAAGACUCUGUAGCUAAACUAUGGGAGAUAUCCACUGGUCGAACACUGGUGAAAUACACAGAGAACCGAACCUGCUUUGGGGCAGUUGUUUUAACCAUUGGACUCCUGCAAAAGAGAACUCUAGUAAGCCAUGGGAAUAUUCUGAAAACGGCUACAGCUGGAGCUGGUUUGAGUGGACGACAAGUACACAGGACACAAGCUGUCUUCAACCACACAGAAGACUAUGUGCUGCUUCCAGAUGAAAGGACCAUAAGUCUCUGCUGCUGGGAUUCAAGAACUGCUGAACGGAGAAAUCUUCUUUCUCUCGGGCACAACAGCAUUGUCCGUUGCAUUGUCCAUUCUCCCACCAAUCCUGGCUUCAUGACCUGCAGUGAUGACUACAGGGCUAGGUUUUGGUACAGAAGGUCAACGACAGACUAAGGACAGCUUUAUCAAACAGUUGAUUAUCCAGCUUCACUCUAUCAUCUUGUAUUGAUUGUACUGCCAACGGAUGCCUAGAUGAAAGCCGAGCUGUGUCUGUUUUUUACUUCUGUCAAAAGUGGCAGAAAGAGAGAAAAAUACUGAGAUUAAGUUUUGCCCCAUGCUAAUUUUCUUAUUAGUGUGUGUGGCAUUAAUUUUAUAAGUCAUCUCUAAUCAUACUCAAGGAGUGAGGGGGGAGAAUAAAAUGCUCCUUACAGCAAGGACUUCAACUUGUUCUGUCUUUCUAAAUCCCAUGAGAGAUAAUGUGACUGUAUCUUGCUCAAACUGGGCAGUAUGAGCCAGUUUUGCUCUGCAUUGUAUCUGUGCAAUCCCUCUGAAGUCUUAAGAAAGGAUUACACAAGUGACAGCAGAACUUGGCAUAUAUUUUAAUGAAGCCUUAAUCUGCCUUCAGUUCUGAUCAUUCUUUGUAUAGCUCAGUUUUGUAUCUUUUAGUCCAGGUUUUUUUUGCUGGAUUGUUUUGUUUUGUAAUUGGCCAAGUGGACCUUCUAUUCUGAGCCAGUCUUGUGCCAUAAGAAUUGGAAACUGGAUUUUAAAUUGUUCAGAUGAAUUCAAGAAAUGGUGUUCUAGUUCUGGUAUUAAAGCUCAGACUUGAAAUCUUGUCUGCUUUUGAAUUUAUCUUAAAAAGUGGGACCUCAAAGUAAAUUAAUUGUAUUUUCAAGGAGUAUCCACACUGCAGCUCUAAAAUGUGUCAGUGCUGCAGCAUGUGAAAGUGAGAAUCAUUUUGCCAUAGAGACCUUGAAUAUCCUCUCAAAGACAAAAACUGUGCAUAUUAGUUUUUGUAUAUAUGCCUCAGAAAUGUCUCUGUUUCAUUUUAUUGAGAUGUCCGUUCUACAUCUGUUUCACAGCACUUGAAUUACAUUUUUUUUCUAGUUACUCAAAAACCCAGACUGACUCUCUCUUUUCCCUGUUAUGGCUAAUAGUCCAAGUUUCCCAGACAUCACCUUGUUCAACAGAAGUAACUCAUUAAGAAACUCUGUGCUUAAACUUCUGUAAGUUUGAAAAGUCACUACUUAUUUUUGCAGACAGUUGCCUGUGCAAAGUUUUCACCAUGUUCAUUCAGGUAUCCUUGUACAGUGGACUUGGGCUCCACCUGUGGGGAGGCUUCCUUGAGUCAAAACAUCAGCACUUGCUUUUGUGAGGAUUUUUUAAUGUAAGAUUGUUCUUACUGCUGGAUCAGCUUUCCAUUACCACUGAUGAAGUGUCUUGUCAAGGGCUGAUGAGGGUACAGGUUUUGUCUGUAUUUAAAUAAAGAUUGCCUUUUAAAAAGUUA